AUGGCAGCUAAAUAUAAAGAGUAUACGGUUAAAGAGUUAAAGAAAGCUUUACAAAAUUUAAAAUCCAAAAUGGGUGACCUAAGUGAAAUUAAAUACGUAUCGCGUACAUUGCGUGACAGGCUCCGUAACAAUAGCAACGACGCCAAUGACUUAAAUGACAGUGAGUCUUUUAAUCACAACAAAUAUCUGGAACGAAGCUUUUUGGGCUAUGUUAAAAAUAUAAUCAAUAGAAAAGACGCAGUAUUACCAUCAUUUAACAUGACUGAUUGCCUUUCUUAUUUCUCUAAAUCUCUGGCUAAAAUUAAUCCUAACAAGCUCUUUGUAAUUCCCAGCUGGAUCCCAAAGUUAUCUGAUCCUGCAGUUCAAUUUAACCUUGACCCCCCGACCUAUCAACAAAUUACGAAUGUUAUACGCAAAAUGAAAUCGUCUGGUUCUCCUUGCCCUCUUGAUCAACUUUCUAUAAUAAGUUUCAAGCAUUGUCCUUAUCUGAGAACUUACCUUACUGAGCUAAUUCACGAUAUUUGGCUAUCUGGAACUGUCCCAACUGAGUGGAAAAGAGCAUGUACCAUACUAAUCCACAAGAAAGGCAACAAUAAUGACCCUUCAAAUUUCACCCCAUAA
Messenger RNA from Paramuricea clavata, 621 nucleotides. NCBI's taxonomy places the organism in Eukaryota, Metazoa, Cnidaria, Anthozoa, Malacalcyonacea, Plexauridae. The record is from the annotation of a GenBank genome assembly.